Molecule: messenger RNA, 3004 nt
Organism: Pangasianodon hypophthalmus (striped catfish)
Lineage: Eukaryota; Metazoa; Chordata; Actinopteri; Siluriformes; Pangasiidae
Gene: rnf169
Product: ring finger protein 169
Exons: 6
Coding region: 199-2142 (647 amino acids)
Biological process (GO): double-strand break repair
Cellular component (GO): site of double-strand break; nucleus
Molecular function (GO): ubiquitin-protein transferase activity; nucleosome binding; metal ion binding
Source: RefSeq, a predicted model, not a curated record
AGAAACCAACGAAAGUGAAAACUUUAUUCCUUGACCUGGGUUUUGUAAAGAACUGUAGGAAUAAAUAUAACUCGAGCUUUAACAGUUAGAAGACUGCCGACAGUUAGAAGAAUGAAAGCGCGAUUCGUUUACAGUCCCCUGAUGCAAAAAUGGGCGGGGUUUGUUUUCAAACCAUACAGGCGAGAAAGCAGCUGAAAAAUGGCGGCGGCGGGGUGCGCCGGGUCUGUCAGCGGACUGGGACAGCAGGCUAAAGCGAGGCCUGGAGCCGUUUCUAAUCACCGUCAUGUGCGCUGUCUUACUCUGGAGGAAGCUCGGUGUCCGGUUUGCUUGGAGAUACUGCUGGAGCCCGUGACUAUGCCGUGUAGACACUCGGUUUGCCUCCACUGUUUUAAGCGGACGGUGGAGUGUAGCGGGCUGUGCUGCCCGUCGUGCCGGCUGCGCGUGUCCAGCUGGGCCCGAAAUAAACAGUCCCGGGAGAAAAGCCUCGUCAACACCGAGCUGUGGGACAUGGUGCGCCAAAGCUAUCCGGAAAGAUGCGGCCGUAGAUUAGAGCAGAGGGACCGAGUGAUGGCUUCGGAAGAUGUUUUCUGUUCACCUAUACAGAUAUGUAAGCCUGGAGAUAUGCGGCAUGAGUAUGAGAAACAAAAGAAUAAGAUGAUGAUGGAUGAAGAAACUGAAGAGAGAAUGAAAAAAUUACCCUGCCGUAAGAAAGGGGAAAGUGGACAUCAGCAUUCUCAGGAUACUUCUUUAGGAGUGCUGUCAGACUCUGAGAAUGAAGAACCUAUGAGAUUGAGAACCAGGCAUGCAUCGGCAUUUGUGCGCAGAUCAAGGAUUUCCCCAGCUUUAUGCAGAAGUCUGUACAUAAGUGUACAAAGGAGCCAAAGCUGUACUGACUCUGAGGAAGGAAGAAGAAAAGUCAGAGCUCAGUCACACCUUUCUUUACCAGAAAAAGCCAGUAUCUCUCAUAGUUUCAAUGCUGGAAUACUCCUAUCCUCUGAGAACAGUCGUUCCUUCUCAGCACCGGUUCUUCCCCUUGACAAGAGGCAUCACUGGCGUUCCAUCUUGGCCUCUCCUCCUUCCUCUUUAGUGCCUCACACUAAACCCGAGCGGUCCGUCAGCCCAGAGAGCAACGACAGCAUCUCAGAAGAGCUGAACCACUUCAAGCCUAUAGUUUGCUCACCAUGCACACCACCGAAGAGACUCCCAGAUGGCCGGUUAAUGGAACCCACCAUAGUAAAGUCCACGCCCAGGAACCUGACCCACAGCCUACACAAAAGCACCAGCUAUGAAGCCAGUCCUAGCAUCCUGCAGAAGUGGAAGCAGGUUGAGCUAGAUCGGCAGCGCGUUAAGUUCUUGUCCAAAGGAACCAUUACCAGUCCAGUGGUAGAUGAUUGCAACAUUACACAGAGCUCUCAAGAAGACCAAGAGAACAAAUCCUGUAACUGUGGCCCCAUGGAAAAAGGCUUGCAGGGUCAACAUUGCACUUGUACUGCAAAUACAAACUUGUCUAGAAAGCAGAGAGAAAAGUCUUUGCUGUGCAAUAAGCGGCAGUUGAUUUUUGAUCAGUGUAGCAGAGAUGAUGGCUCACAGUCUACAAAUGCACAUCCUACAUUGCUGGCACUUGGUAAUUCUGAUACUCCUAAUCAGUGUAGUGCUUGUGAACCACAUUGUUCACCUUCAGGACGAGUUGAAAACUUGAAAUCACCCAUAGUGGACAAACAUAUGGGAGUAAAUCAUAAUCAGGGUAUAGAGGACCUUCAAGACUUAAGGAAUGAGCCCACUGUCAGAAGUUGUGUACUUAACAGACCUACCUCAAGAAGGGGCAAAAAGAGAAGCCAGAAGACCAAACAUUUAGAAGAGACUAAGAGGAUAAAAAUAUCCAAGAUAGAUAGUUGUGAUAGCCGUGACCCACAGUGUAGACAAUAUGAUUUAUACGUUGAACGGCUCCGUCAAGAAAGAAUGGACAGAGAACUGGCACUAAAGCUACAAAGACAGUUUGACAAAGAAGGCCAGAAAGUAGAAAGGCAUAGGAUGAGUUCUGAUAAAUAUCUUCUACGAUCUUGGAUUUGUGUAGAUGGUAGAGCAGCUCGUAAUCCACGCAGGUCAGGAAGGAUUUCUAGGAAGAUAAAACACUUUAAUUAAAAGUCUUAAAUCAAGUUAUUGACAGGGGACAAAAGCAAACCGGUCUGACUUUAUCUGUAGGACAGAGAAUGCUGAUUUCUUUUGAUGUGGUCUUAGUGACUGGGACAACUACGCUUGUCAUUUCUUUUUUUUUCCCCCCAUAAUAUAUAUCUCAGAGAAUUGUACCAAAUAACAGCUCUUUUCUUAGAAGAAAAUAUUGCAGACUCUUUUGCCCUUACUAUUUUUCUCUUUAAUUUGGUACUGCCUAAUCAACAACCAGAAAGUUCCUGUAGGACUGUUCUUUUUGGGGCAUUAAAUAUAAAUAGUAUAAACAGCAAUGCAUUGCUUUUAUGUAGUGCAUUAUUGUUAUAAAUGUAAUAGUUUAUGUGAAAAAGGAAAUGCUGAUUAUUAGUUGUAAAUUUCUUACUUUAAUGGGCAAUUGGCCUCAUAUUUUUAAGUGCUCAGUUUGAAUAGACAAAGGCUUGAGUUUCUGCCCAAGAGCUUCCUACAGUGCCUGUCUCAAAUUAGAUUGAUUUGGAUAGCACUAUAAAAGCUUUACAUUACCCAACUUGCUACAUUUACUCUUAAAAAGUGUUCUUGCCUUAUUUUGCUUGGAAAGAUGCUUUUCUUUAUCGUUAAAUUAAUUUAUAUUCAGGUCCAUUAUUUUGCACAUUGUGCAUUUUUCAUGUCUUUUUCUUUCUGUUAGCAUCUGACAUGAUAAAUUUUAUCGUGUUGCAAAAGUUUUGGCCAGCUUGACCUUUAAUGAAAAACAUAUAUUGCACUAUAUGCUUGAAUAAGCAUACACAUAUUGCAUUUUAUCAUUGUAGACUUCUAAAAUGGUUAUCUUUUAAAAAAAAAAAAAAAAAAAUUGAAUCGCUGUAAG